AAUUGAGAGUUGGAUAUUAGCAGGCUGACAGUAAUGAAAUAAAGACAUUCAGCCACGAUCGCAACAGUAAAGAGAAGAAACGUACCAUUGCCAUCGUUGAUGAAACACGUUCGAAAGCAAAAUGGAACAGUUCCAAGAAGAUGCGGAGAUGGGCGAGGAGAGAAUAGCCGAGUACAGCCAGGUUUUCGACAUGUUUGACAAAGACUGUGACGGAGCGAUAUCAGCCCAUGAGCUGGGAGGGGUCAUGCGGACGCUGGGGCAACAUGUGACUCUGACGGAACUGAAGCAGAUGGCGAACAGUAAGGAUGAACAAGGAAAAAGUGUGAUAUUCUUCCCCGAGUUUGUGACGAUGAUGACCCAGAGGAAUCAAAUGAUCACCUACAAUGAUGACGACCUGAAAAACGUGUUCGGUGCCUUUGAUCUGGAUAACGAUGGUUUCAUAAGUGCUGGAGAGUUACAACAGGUGAUGAUGAUGUUGAAUGAACCCCUUUCAAAAACGGAGGUCAUUCAGAUGAUAAAGGAGGCUGACCGAGAUGGAGAUGGCAAGGUCUGUUAUGAAGAGUUCUACUUCCUGAUGAUGGAGAAGAAACGACAAUACUCAGAUUAGGAUUGACCCCAGGUCGAGGAAGACCGCCAUAACACGUUCCAGUAGCUCGUAUGAAAGCCUUUCUCAGGCUGCCCAUGUUAGAAAGAACUACAUCAUAUUAUAGGUUCAGCUACUAUAGAACAUCUGGCGGCAGCUCGAGGAAACAUACCGACCCACUUGGCAUUAGGAGCAGAACACACCAUAUCAUUCCAAGUGUACACUUGCUACCCCAUUCAGGAGAUAUAUAUAAAUGAAUCGAAUGCAAAGAUCGUCCUUUUGUCGAAAUAUGAUAUAUAUCCAGUUCAAUCGGUCACAUCACAGAUCAUCCCCUUGUGUCUGUUCAUAACUGUUCAUUCUCUUUGUAGUCUACGUUGAUCUGUGGUCAAAGAUAAACAACGACAAGCCUCUAUGUAUUACUAUAUCAUGACAUUUUUGAAUAUCCAAUAAAGAUUCACCGCACGUGAACAGUUGGCUAUAUGUUGUGUGUUUA
Messenger RNA from Lineus longissimus, 1076 nucleotides. RefSeq names its product calmodulin-A-like. Gene Ontology annotation, molecular function: enzyme regulator activity; calcium ion binding. Bases 122 to 607 code for a protein of 161 amino acids. NCBI's taxonomy places the organism in Eukaryota, Metazoa, Nemertea, Pilidiophora, Heteronemertea, Lineidae. The transcript is spliced from 5 exons. The record is from RefSeq and is a predicted model, not a curated record. Gene Ontology annotation, cellular component: myosin II complex.